Messenger RNA from Dalotia coriaria, 523 nucleotides. Its product is annotated as ciliary microtubule associated protein 1A-like. The annotation marks the transcript as partial. Lineage: Eukaryota; Metazoa; Arthropoda; Insecta; Coleoptera; Staphylinidae. The record is from RefSeq and is a predicted model, not a curated record. Gene Ontology annotation, cellular component: cytoskeleton. The transcript is spliced from 4 exons.
AACGGCUAUUGGAAUUGUUUUCAGAUACCGUGAACAAUGGGUGGAUUUCAGAUUCAGCAGAGGCCAUGGACGCCGACGAAGCGUCGCGGUCCCAUCGCGGCUGAAUUCAAUGGGCCCGGGCCAGCUGCUGUGACCUUGCCAUCCUAUAUUGGCAAAAAAUCAUCCGAGUCCAAAAAUGGACGCGCGCCGGCCUACAGCUUCGGUGGUAAGCAUAAUGGACGUGUGGAGUCCAUUGGACCCGGUCCGGGUCAGUAUAACGUCACCGGUUUAUCUUCUAAAGGUAGAGACACUCCACCUGCAUUGAGUCUCCAUGGACGUCCAAAAGAUGUUAAAAUCGACAAUCUUCCCGCACCGGGUGAUUAUGAUCCGGAUAAAGCUGUGAAAGUAAUUCAUGACAGUUCGCCCAAGUAUACUUUUGGUUUGAAGACCAACGUGGAGAAACCCGUUGAUACACCUGCACCGAAUAAAUACCAUGUCGAAAAUGCGGAUGUAAUAUUUGAUAGCUCGCCAAAAUACACGAUAC